AUGUCCGCACCAAAGCAGCCGUUCCCGCCAGGGAAAGCGCAAUUGCUUUUUGUCAAGUCAAAGGUGUACAUCCAUGUGACCAAUUCGAAGAAAGACAACGUUCCAGGGUACAUUGUGAUCGCCAAACCUUAUAUAGACUCUCCCAAUCUGGAUCUCGUGGUUGCUUUUAUUCCAGAAACAGACGUGGACAAAGAGGACAAGGAGGCUCUAGACUAUUUUGAUCUGUACGGACUGGAUGGAGAAAAUACCAGUUUUUACGGUUCUGGCAGCACAGACAGGGGCUCCACGCAGGAGCUUAUUUCCAGCAGUCAUCUGCCUAAGGUGAACAAGUACAUCACAAGGCCCAAGAUGUCCUCGCUGUCGUCAUACGCUUUUGGGUUGACCAUCUCCAACAUAUACAGUAUCCAGAUCCGCCCCAAGGCCUCUACUUUGUGGUACGGGUCGGUGGUGUUACAUCCUAAAAACUCGCUAGAAAAAGUGCCUGCUUUAUUUUUCCACGAUGACGAGUGCCCAGGGACCAUUCGCGAGGAGAAAUUGAAAAACCAGAGUUUCAAUCCUUUUGCAGAGAACAUGAACGGCGGCCUGUAUUGGGGUGGAGACCGAUUUAUCAGCUGUCUGCGGAAUUACUGUGUGCUGGAGCAGUCUCCUUUGGAAAAGGGCAUGGUAUUGGUGAAUCCUACCAAGGAAGAUAGCAUCAAUUUUAUUCCCAACAUCAUUGACACCAAGGAUCCUUUGGAAAACGCCACACAGACGGUCGACCAGUUCAUUACAAACGCAAAAUGGAAGGUUUUGACCGGACUGGCCAGUAUCACCUCGUUUGCCAGGAAACAGAUCGGCCAGGUAGCAGAAAGCAAUAAGAUACCAGAACCUAUCAAGAAAUUAUUGCAAAAGCCUGAAGUGCGGGUCAUCGGCGACGAGUUUGAUAGUGCAAAUGUUUACUUGGCUAGAUGGGCACUUGCGGUUCAGCAGGAGGCCGAAAAAUCGCGGAAGCUUAUCAUCGGUAAUAAUUACUAUCACCAACUUAUCCAAAGUGAGCUAGGCGAGAAUUUUGGCAAUUUGACGCCAUAUGAGCUGUCGAAGGCUACGAGGCUCAAGCCAGUGUCAGGCAUCGAGUGGACCAAUAUGUUUGAUAGUGCCGGCAGACUGCAAAUAACUGUGGAGGAGGUGAAAGAUCGAAUUUUCCAUGGCGGUCUCGAGCCUUCUGCACGCAAAGAGGCAUGGCUUUUCUUGUUAGGAGUGUUUCCUUGGGACACCAGUCGACACGAGAGAGAACAGCUUAUCCAAUCAUUACAUGAUAGCUACAACGAAUACAAAGAAAAAUGGAAAUCAGAUAUGGAGCGACAGAUGAACGAUGAAUUUUGGAAAGACCAAAAAGUGAGGAUCCACAAAGAUAUCCGCAGGACCGACCGCGACAUCGAAAUGUUCAAGCCUGCUUCUCCAGAGAACGAUAAUGAUGAAGACGACGAGAACGGUGAUUUUGGCAACCCUAACCUCACCGUUUUAAGAGAUAUAUUGUUUUCCUACAAUGAGCUAAACUACAAUUUGGGCUAUGUGCAGGGGAUGAGUGAUCUUCUCUCGCCAGUGUACUACGUGAUACAGGACGAGUCGCUUUCCUUUUGGGCGUUUGCAUCAUUCAUGGAGUCAAUGGAGCGCAACUUUGUCAAGGACCUUAGUGGAAUGAAACUCCAGAUGCAGACACUAAAUGAGCUUGUGCAGUUCAUGAUCCCAGAGCUGUAUCUGCAUUUGGAGAAGUGCGAUGCCAACAGCUUGUUUUUCUUUUUCAGAAUGCUGCUUGUAUGGUUCAAACGAGAGCUAUCUUUUGAGGACACAAUGAGGCUCUGGGAAAUACUAUGGACCAACUACUACUCUUCGCAGUUCGUUCUCUUUUUCGCCCUUGCCAUCAUGGAGAAGAACUCGAAAAUCAUCAUCAACAAUCUGAAUCAGUUUGACCAGAUCCUCAAGUUCAUGAAUGACUUGAGUGGCCAUUUGGACGUUGACGACCUGCUUAUGCGCGCAGAGCUGUUAUUCCUUAAAUUCAGACAGAUGGUUGAGUUACUUGACAGGAAGAACUCGAAGACUGGCGCACACGCUUUGAAGGAGACUACGGAGACGGUUGUUAGCGACGAGCUGCGUCAGCUGCUCUCAAAAGAGCCUGUUAUCCAAAAAGAAGAGCCAAGAACUAGCGACACUCCAUUCGGUUGA
Ogataea parapolymorpha DL-1 is the source of this 2202-nucleotide messenger RNA. RefSeq names its product GTPase-activating protein GYP7. The record is from RefSeq and is a predicted model, not a curated record. The coding region runs from base 1 to 2202 and encodes 733 amino acids. Gene Ontology annotation, biological process: activation of GTPase activity. The transcript has a single exon. Lineage: Eukaryota; Fungi; Ascomycota; Pichiomycetes; Pichiales; Pichiaceae. Gene Ontology annotation, molecular function: GTPase activator activity.